GGGGCGGGGUGGGGCGGGGCCGGAGAUGGGGACUCGGAUGACCGCCGCGGAGAUGCGCCUGGGCCCGCCGAGAGAGAUGGCAGGUGACACCAGACAGCUGCAGGCGGCCCGCCCUCCAGAGGCCGGCUCAGAGAACACCAUGGCAGAGCAGGUGGCCCUGAGCCGAACGCAGGUGUGCGGGAUCCUGCGGGAAGAGCUGUACCAGGGCAAUGCCUUCCACCAGGCCGACACACACAUAUUCAUCAUCAUGGGUGCCUCGGGCGACUUAGCAAAGAAGAAGAUCUACCCUACCAUUUGGUGGCUGUUCCGCGAUGGCCUUCUGCCCGAAGACACCUUCAUCGUGGGCUUUGCCCGCUCCCUGCUCACAGUGGCUGACAUCCACAGGCAGAGCGAGCCCUUCUUCAAAGCCACCCCGGAGGAGAAGCCGAAGCUGGAGGCGUUCUUUGCCCGAAACUCCUACGUGUCCGGCCAGUACGACGACGUGGCCUCCUACAAGCGCCUCAACAGCCACAUAAACAGCCUCCACCAGGGCCCGCAAGCCAACCGCCUCUUCUACCUGGCCUUGCCCCCCACCGUCUACGAGGCCGUCACCAAGAACAUCCACGAGACCUGCAUGAGCCAGAUGGGCUGGAACCGCAUCAUCGUGGAGAAGCCGUUCGGGAAGGACCUGCAGAGCUCCAACCAGCUGUCCAACCACAUCUCCUCCCUGUUCCGCGAAGACCAGAUCUACCGCAUCGACCACUACCUGGGCAAGGAGAUGGUGCAGAACCUCAUGGUGCUCAGAUUCGCCAACAGGAUCUUUGGCCCCAUCUGGAACCGGGAUAACAUCGCCUGUGUGAUCCUCACUUUCAAGGAGCCCUUCGGCACCGAGGGCCGCGGGGGCUACUUUGAUGAAUUUGGGAUCAUCCGGGAUGUGAUGCAGAACCACCUCCUGCAGAUGCUGUGUCUGGUGGCCAUGGAGAAGCCCGCCUCCACUGACUCCGACGAUGUCCGCGACGAGAAGGUCAAGGUCUUGAAGUGUAUCUCAGAGGUGCAGGCCGACCACGUGGUCCUGGGGCAGUACGUGGGGAACCCCGAGGGGCAGGGCGAGGCCAGGAAGGGGUACCUGGACGACCCCACCGUGCCCCGCGACUCCAACACCGCUACCUUCGCCGCUGUCGUCCUCUAUGUCGAGAACGAAAGAUGGGACGGCGUGCCCUUCAUCCUGCGCUGCGGCAAGGCCCUGAACGAGCGCAAGGCCGAGGUGCGGCUGCAGUUCCGCGACGUGGCCGGCGACAUCUUCCACCAGCAGUGCAAGCGGAACGAGCUGGUCAUCCGCGUACAGCCCAAUGAGGCCGUGUACACCAAGAUGAUGACCAAGAAGCCCGGCAUGUUCUUCAACCCCGAGGAGUCAGAGCUGGACCUGACCUACGGCAACCGAUACAAGAAUGUGAAACUGCCCGAUGCGUAUGAGCGCCUCAUCCUGGACGUCUUCUGUGGGAGCCAGAUGCACUUUGUGCGCAGCGACGAGCUCCGGGAGGCCUGGCGCAUCUUCACGCCACUGCUGCACAAGAUCGAGAAGGAGAAACCCAAGCCCAUCCCCUAUGUUUACGGCAGCCGAGGCCCGACGGAGGCAGACAAGCUGAUGAAGAAAGUGGGCUUCCAGUACGAGGGUACCUACAAGUGGGUGAACCCCCACAAGCUCUGAGCCGCCAGCACCGAGCCCCUGCCCCCCUUCCCGUGUGCUCUGCUUCUACCCCGCAGCACCCUGGGUAAAACUUUGGGACCAUAGCCUUCCACCUCACAUUCCCUGGGCCCCCCGGGCUCGGGCCAGCCCCCGCGUCCCAGUGUCCCCCAUGCUGCCACGCGGCUCUGAGCCAAGAACAUUCCUCAACUGCGCAGGCCCUGGGCAUCCUCAUGGCCCGAGCCCACCCAGCCCUCCUCACUCCAGCCCCGACUGUCCUGGGGCUCCCCAGCCACGGGGGACUGGCCCCUCAAAGGACAGCCUAGGACAGGCAGAAGGGACAAUGGGGAGGGGGCAGUGGGCCAAGGUGGGGCGAUGGCAAAACCACCCCCCUCCCCAGUUGGCUGUGUGGCCGAGGGCACACUCCCCACCCUCCGAACUCUGGGUCAGGAGGCGACCGCAUCCCUGUGAGAAGGCCCGAGUGCCACUUGACAUUCCUGGUUGCCUGCCGUCCCCCGGGUCCCUGGCCCUGUCUGCCCUUGGCCCCGCCAGCUCCCCCAGCCACCUCCACUCUUCACUCCAUGGCCAGCCCUACUGCAGGGUGGCAAGGCCACCCAUGCCAUAGGAAAAGCCAGCCAGCAGCUGCAUCCCCCUUGCUUUAACCCCAUGCCAUUAAACCCACAAAGCAGC
Choloepus didactylus (southern two-toed sloth) is the source of this 2353-nucleotide messenger RNA. RefSeq names its product glucose-6-phosphate dehydrogenase (gene G6PD). The transcript is spliced from 13 exons. Gene Ontology annotation, biological process: pentose-phosphate shunt, oxidative branch; glucose metabolic process. The record is from RefSeq and is a predicted model, not a curated record. Bases 26 to 1687 code for a protein of 553 amino acids. Gene Ontology annotation, cellular component: cytosol. NCBI's taxonomy places the organism in Eukaryota, Metazoa, Chordata, Mammalia, Pilosa, Megalonychidae. Gene Ontology annotation, molecular function: glucose-6-phosphate dehydrogenase activity; NADP binding.